GGCCACCUACGUAUAUAUUUUCUCUCGCUCGCCAUCUCAUCAUUUCGUAACAGUGUUUAGUUAUAAUUGCCACACCUGUCGCCUCCCGUGCACUUCACCUGACAUGUCCAGGUGUCGCAUCCGGGACUCCAACCCCUUCUACUCGUCGACGUGGAACAUGGAUUGCAAAGUGUACAUCGGCAACCUCGGCGAGAACGCCACCCGCUCGGACAUCCGCGAGGCCUUCAGCAAGUACGGCCGCCUCAAGAACCUGUGGAUUGCCAAGAAGCCUCCGGGGUUCGCCUUCGUGGAGUACGAGCGCCCCAGGGAUGCCAGGCUCGCCGUCAGGGAAGCGCACGGAAGGGUGGUGUCUGGGGGCCGGAUAAAGGUGCAGAUGUCAACGAGCGACCGCCACACGAACGAGGUGGUCCCGCUUCCCCCGAGGCCUGUUCAGCAACCGCACCACGAGCCCUGGUCACGCAACAGAUUCGGCAGAACUCGUUAGCAGCCUCUCCCAGACUACGUGUGUCGCAGCUGAUGCUAUCGGCUGGAAAGGAUGCGAAACAGACUAAUUAUUAACGUGGAACAUCUGUUAUUAAUACUGACUUAUCGCUGAGGUGACCGCACUAACUACAAAGAGAAUAUGGAAAAAAUCAGUGUGAAAAGCAAAGCAAAUAUGUUUCAGGUGCAUGUGGAAAAAAAAAUUUAGGCCGUGAUUAACCUUGAUGAAAAUAUUAUGAUGUGUUCUUACAGUUCAUCCGCUUUGGCAGUUGUUUUGUUUUGUGAGGAGUAACUGAAAAGUCUUAAUCUAAAAUGAACGUUAUGUACCAUACGCAUUCAACAGAAGACGAAAAAGGUAAAUACAACAUAUUUUACUGCAAUCUUACACAAUCAGCCACUUGAACGUCAUUAGGCCUCCCGUUACAAGUGUUCUACCAUCAGCAAAAGCAGGGUCUCUGCCUGUCUCAUGCUGCGUUCGAAGCCGAUGAAACACAUCCAUGAAACACUUCCGUCAUCAAAACGUUUCAUCGACUUCGGACUGGGAUAGUCGGUUACUGCAAUGUAAUUAGGGCACAGUUUCAGACGAAAUGCCAGCGCUGUGGUCUCUCUCAACGUGACAGGUCGUUGUGGUUAAACGAACAAUGUACUCAAAGAAGUUCAGUUUUUACUAUGUUUAUAUUUCACUCAUAUAACAAAUUGGAUAAUAUCUGGUGUUUUAGGCAAAUAUUCAGGGCUGUGGAUACAAUGGGGUGCCACAAGAUUCUGUAGCAUGAUAUAUUUGAUAGCUAAAUUUUAGGUUCCUCUCCUUCAUGUGGUACUUAUAUAUAUAUAUUUUUUUUUUAUCAAACGCAUGUAGAACCCAUGUUACGAAGCCUUUGAUCUCCAGGUAAAUAUUUAUGAGUUAGGGAGGUGGGAGGGUAAAGAAAAGGAUGCUGUUAAACGGACCCUGUGAGUUUGGUGUGUCGUCACUGACAAGUGUUUGGAAACCAGUAUCUAGUGGAUAAAAGAAAAAUAUUGCUGUCGUAAACAUUGCCGUGGAAGAUUAUACACUGGGAGAUCAUGAACAAUCAGCAUUAAUGUAGAAAAAAACGGUAAUCCAAAUAGCAUUGCAUAUAAUGUUAAAUGCAAGUACAUGGGACGAUUAUCACACAUACACACACACACACGCGCGGCGCACACACACACAUGCUCAGUCUUUUCUAAGCAUAUUUAAAUGGCUUUCCUUUUGCCAAAAUCUUAUUAUAACUUGUUUGGUAUAGUAUGUAGCUUCGUCUUGACGGCAAAUUUCAUAACGAUUUCGCUUUGAUUAUGGGGCAAAGAUGUUUGUAAAAGGAGAGAAAGAUAGGAGGGUUAUGCAUUGCAAUAUUGUAAACCUGUUAUAUUGUCCAGACACACUGCAGAAGAUUCUUGAAUUCUUGAUUAUAAUUACAUCCAAUCAUUAAGUUGGAUUUCUGUGUCUCAUUUGACACUAUAUCCAGCACAUUAUCAUCAAAGCUAAAAAUUUACAUUCAGAUAACCGAAAAUGUGUAGGAUUUUAUUCAGACGCUAUUAGGUUCACCUGCGUUGCCACAUCGACCUGUCACCCAGAAAGAGUACUCCGGUUUCUCUGAGGUUCGGGUUCUGUUUGCUAUAGUUCGUUCUACUGUAUGCAAGCCCUUUCUACUCAACAUGUAGCGAAUUCUGGUAUGAGCUGAAGCAAAUCUUGUGCUCAUCCGGACCUCUAAGAAUGCGUGCGGAACCUUGCAGCCAGCAAAUAUGAUCUCAUUUCCAGCAUAAAUAUCAAUAACUUAAUGCUGAUGCAUCAAGUAACCGAUCAUCUAAAGUAAAUGCCAGUUCAAACCAUAAUUCUCCAUAGAUCUCACUUAGUGUAAGCUCCAAACUCACAAUCACAGAAUUCAUACCAGUACAUUCACAUUUAUACUGGGAUGAAGUGAUUUUCCUAUAAUCCAGUUCUUGUAAUAGAAAACGUUAUUUAGGCUUAUUAUUCGUGUCAUAUUAUAUAUCUUGGAAAAGAUGUCCAGGUUCGAAAUACGUGAUUUAGGCUUAAAUUGUUAUUUGUGUCAUUCCAUAUCUCUUGGAAAAGGUGUCCAGGUUUGAAAUACGUGAUUCAGUC
Molecule: messenger RNA, 2593 nt
Organism: Penaeus vannamei (Pacific white shrimp)
Lineage: Eukaryota; Metazoa; Arthropoda; Malacostraca; Decapoda; Penaeidae
Source: RefSeq, a predicted model, not a curated record